This is a messenger RNA of Atta colombica, 1575 nucleotides long. It is a transcript of the gene nab, whose product is annotated as NGFI-A-binding protein homolog. Gene Ontology annotation, biological process: negative regulation of DNA-templated transcription. Lineage: Eukaryota; Metazoa; Arthropoda; Insecta; Hymenoptera; Formicidae. The transcript has 12 exons. The coding region runs from base 108 to 1499 and encodes 463 amino acids. Gene Ontology annotation, molecular function: transcription factor binding; transcription coregulator activity. The record is from RefSeq and is a predicted model, not a curated record. Gene Ontology annotation, cellular component: nucleus.
GUGUACCGGUCACCGCUGUGCCCAGGAUACUUAGCAGAAAUGUCAACGGCACAUUGGUGCAGACGUCCGUGCCGCAGAACGAGGCCGAGCUGCAACUGUACAGAGUGAUGCAGCGUGCCUCCCUGCUGGGAUACUACGACACACUUCUCGAGAUGGGAGGCGAUGACGUGCAACAGCUGUGCGACGCGGGCGAAGAAGAGUUCCUGGAGAUCAUGGCAUUGGUGGGCAUGGCAAGCAAGCCACUUCACGUCAGGAGGCUUCAGAAAGCUUUGCAGGAAUGGCUCACUAAUCCCUCGUUGUUUCAAACGCCGGUUGUGCCGACGAACGCCGCUGCCGCCGCCGCUGCUGUCGCCGCCGCCGCAGCGGCCGCCAAGACCUCCCAGACCUCCCUGACACCGACGUCCUACGUGUCGACAACGCCCCACAUGCCGCUGACACCCCUGCCCUGUCGAAGCGCCAGCCCGGUCGUGCCGGUCACCAGUGUGUCGGCAUCGGCGUCCUCCACGACCUUCCGCCAGAGCCCGAGUCCGAACACGUCCUUACCUUACACGACUACUCAUAGCCCCAAUGUGUUACAGGUAGGAACGUGCGAGUCUUCGUGUGGCAGCGGAACCACGCCAAGUCCAAGUGGUGGUGGCGGCGGUGGUGCACCUGCGAGUCCGACGCAGCCAACGCCGACCCUCCUGCAAUCACAGGUGCAGCGACUCGCCGAGGCUGCGGAGAGACUCGUCGCUACCAUAAGGCCCCUCGAUCCCAAACCUCACAACGUGAAGAAAAAACUCUGCAAGAAGUUAGAGGUGGUAAUGACGAUGUCCGAUAGUGAUCCGCGCAAAAUGGACGAAAUCCGAAAGUACGCGGCGAUUUACGGAAGAUUCGAUUGCAAGAGAAAGCCGGAAAAGCCUUUGACGUUGCAUGAGGUGUCGGUGAACGAAGCCGCGGCGCAAAUCUGCAGAUUCGUGCCUGCCCUCCUCACUAGGAGAGAUGAACUAUUCCCUUUAGCGCGUCGUGUCGUUCGUGAUUCCGGUUACCAUUACUCCAAAAGCCAAUACUUAUCAAUGUCGAGGCCGCGUGAGAAUGGGGAGGAAACCGAUGGCUCGAAACGUCAAAAACUCGAGUUGGAGGGUGAGGGUGAGGGUGAGGACGCGACGCAGGAGGAGUUAGAUCUACGCUGUUCUGGAACGGAUAUUAACAAUUCUAUUACGAGAAGACAUAGGUCGUCGAGUCCAGUCUGGAGGAAGAAGAAUAAUAACGGUAUAUUCAGCGCUAGCGUGGAAGAAAUUAGUGACUCGGAUAGCCAAUUUUCCUUUUCUAACGAGGAAUCUUCGUCUAUGCAUGACACAAACGAGGCGGAGGCUGAGAACACCGACAAAGAAAGCGAUUUCAAUCUAAAGGUGAUAGCCUCGCGUGGAGACAACAUAAUCGCCGUGGCGAAUCCUGCGCUAAUGGAAUGCAGCCAUCCUAUAAAAGAGGAACCCGCGGACGAGAAACCCACACUGUGAUAUUAUUACUUAGCGUUUACUGCCGCUACCAAUGUUACGGCGAUGUGAAUGACGGCAUCUCGCCGAUCAUCGCUGU